AGAGAGAGAGAAGAAAUGGGAAGUGUAGAUUUCAUGCCAUUGUUGGCCAUGGUCAUGGUGCAAGUUGGCUACGCGGGGAUGAACAUAACGUCUAAGCUGGCCAUGGACAGCGGGAUGAACCCUUUCGUGCUCGUCACCUAUCGCCAAAUCUUCGCCACCCUCGCCACCAUCCCUUUCGCUCUUAUCCUGGAGAGGAAGACAAGACCCAAAAUCACAGCCCCAAUACUGCUCCAGAUCUUUAUGUGUUCUCUCACCGGGGCUUUCAUGAAUCCAGUUUUCUAUUUCGUCGGCCUGAACAAUUCCACGCCCACGAUCGCGUGCGCGCUGGGCAAUAUCCUCCCGGCCGUGACGUUCUUGUUUGCACUGAUCUUCAGACAAGAAUCGCUUGGAAUCAAGUCGAAGGCGGGGCAGGCGAAAGUGAUCGGGACACUUGUCUGCGUGGGUGGAGCGAUGCUACUCUCGUUUUACCAUGGACCCGAGAUCGGAAUCGGUAGCUCGGCCAUCCACUGGAAGUACGCAGAGAAAAUGACAGACGAACACCCUACCAAGAAGGGCAACUUCUUCUUGGGACCUUUCCUUCUCUUUGCUAGCUCUGCUGCCUGGGCACUGUGGUUCAUCAUCCAAGCGAAACUGAGUACUAAGUUUCCAGCUCCUUACACCACCACAACAUUGAUGUGUCUCAUGGCCAGCGUCGAGUGUGCGGCCGUCAGUGCAGCUGUGGAACACCGUGUUGCCGCAUGGUCACUAAGAUCUGGAAUCCGGCUCAUCUCAGCUGUUUAUGCGGGUUUCGUAUGUUCGGCCGUGGCAUUCUGCGUUAUGACCUGGUGCGUCCAGAGGAAGGGUCCUUUGUACACCUCCGUCUUCAGCCCUUUAUUGCUCGUCAUCACGGCUAUCCUGAGUUGGGCACUUCUUCGCGAGAAAUUGUUCGUGGGAACAUUGGUGGGGUCUGUAUUGAUCAUUGCCGGGCUCUACUCUGUUCUCUGGGGAAAGGAUAAGGAGGUAAAACAAGCAAACAUCGCCGAGAAGAUGGAAGCAGCAGCGAAGAAUAGAGAGAAAGAAGACUUGGAGUUGCAGUUUCAGGCACACGGAAAUGGCGGCGACGGUCAACAUGAUCACAAUUGAGUAUUUUGCAUACAAGAAGACAAUUUGA
Rhodamnia argentea is the source of this 1150-nucleotide messenger RNA. Its product is annotated as WAT1-related protein At1g09380-like. The record is from RefSeq and is a predicted model, not a curated record. The transcript has 7 exons. Bases 16 to 1122 code for a protein of 368 amino acids. Gene Ontology annotation, cellular component: plasma membrane. Lineage: Eukaryota; Viridiplantae; Streptophyta; Magnoliopsida; Myrtales; Myrtaceae. Gene Ontology annotation, molecular function: transmembrane transporter activity.